This is a messenger RNA of Uloborus diversus, 832 nucleotides long. Its product is annotated as protein RRP5 homolog. Lineage: Eukaryota; Metazoa; Arthropoda; Arachnida; Araneae; Uloboridae. The record is from RefSeq and is a predicted model, not a curated record. Gene Ontology annotation, molecular function: RNA binding; protein binding. Gene Ontology annotation, cellular component: nucleolus; small-subunit processome. Gene Ontology annotation, biological process: rRNA processing. Bases 125 to 832 code for a protein of 235 amino acids. The transcript is spliced from 5 exons.
AGAAACUGUAUCAAAUGUAACUGCUACAGUAACUGUUAGUUUUGUUGUAAACAAAAAAGCAUGUUUUUUUUCAUGAUUUCAUGUAGUUAAAGCAUUCAUUUGUUCUUGGUAUUGCUUUAAAAAGAUGAAUUUCAAAGAUUUUGAUCCCAAAAGCUCAAAGUUUCAGGAAGUCAGCAGCAUAAAAGAAGCAGAAGCUUUAGUCGCUGCAUAUCCCAAUAGCUCCAAAGCUUGGUUGAUGUAUAUGACAUGCUGUCUGAAACAAGAGGAAACAAACAAAGCAAGAAGUAUAGCGAAGAGAGCUCUCCAAACUAUCAAUUUCAGGGAAGAUGGAGAAAAGUUAAAUGUUUGGAAAGCUCUCCUCAACCUUGAAAAUCAUUAUGGCACAGAUGAAUCCAUUGACAAAAUUUUUAAAGAAGCCUUGAUAUAUAAUGAUCAGAAAAAAAUAUAUUACCAUAUCAUGGACAUUCUUAUUGCUGCCAAAAAAUCCGAGAAACUGGAGGAAGUACUAAAAACAGCACUGAAAAAAUUCAAAACGGAUAAGGAGUUCUGGAUAAAGAUAUGUAGUUACUAUAUGCAAUCUGGCAACCAGAAAGAGGCUCGAAAUUACUAUUCUAGGAGUCUUCAAUGCACAAUACCUAAAGAACAUGCUGAUAUAAUGGGAAAAUUUGCACAUUUGGAAUACAAAUUUGGAGAUCUUGAGAGAAGUUUUAGCAUGUACGAAGAAAUUCUAGUUAAGUAUCCUAAAAGAAAAGAUCUUAGAUCAGUCUAUGUGCACCUUUUGAAACAACAAGGACAAAAUGAGAGAGCUAAUGUUUUAACAAAUUUUGUAUAA